AUGGCAAACACAUUCUCUGUCAAGUCCCUGGUCGUAGCCCUCCUCGCUAGUCACAUCUCAUCCUGCGACGCCGCCGUGAUAUCAGUAAGAUCCGAUGUGCCUGCCGGAUAUGUCGCCGCGCCCUACUACCCGGCGCCGUACGGCGGCUGGGCCUCGGACUGGACAGACAGUUACAAGAGGGCGAAAGCUGUGGUUGAUAAGAUGACGUUGGCUGAAAAGACCAACAUCACGUCCGGAACCGGCAUCUUCAUGGGGUGCGUUUAUCAUCACAACAUCCGCUGCGUUGGAAACUCCGGCAGCGCUUUGCGUGUCGGUUUCCCCCAGCUAUGCCUCGCGGACUCGGCAACCGGUCUCCGUCAAGCCGACAACGUGACGGUGUUCCCGUCCGGCAUCACGACCGGUGCCACCUUUGACAAGGACCUGAUGUACGCUCGCGGUGUUGCCAUAGGCAAGGAAUUCCGAGGCAAAGGCGCCAACGUUUACCUAGGACCAGCCGUGGGUCCCAUAGGUCGAAAGCCCCGUGGUGGCCGAAAUUGGGAGGGCUUCGGGGCCGAUCCUGCGCUGCAGGGCAAGGCUGCUGCUCUGACGAUCAAGGGCGUCCAGGAGCAGGGCGUCAUCGCCACGAUCAAGCAUCUCAUCGGCAACGAGCAGGAGAUGUAUCGCAUGUAUAACCCUCUACAGCAGGGUUAUAGCUCCAACAUUGAUGACCGAACACUCCAUGAACUCUACCUGUGGCCCUUUGCAGAUGGCGUACACGCAGGUGUAGGAUCCGUCAACGGCUCGGCAUGCAGCCAGAACAGCUAUCUCAUCAAUGGCAUUCUGAAAGACGAGCUCGGCUUCCAAGGCUUCGUCAUGAGCGACUGGCUUUCUCACAUGUCCGGCGUAGGCAGCGCCCUCGCAGGCCUGGACUUCAACGCCCCCGGUGACCAGCAAGUUCCCCUGACGGGCUACAGCUACUGGAUGUACGAUCUCACCAGGGCGGUGCUGAACGGAUCCGUCCCCGUGGAUCGCAUCAACGACAUGGCCACCAGAGUACUGGCGAGCUGGUACCAGAUGGGCCAGGACUCGGGCUUCCCCGCGCUCAACUUCGCCACGGGAACCCGCAACAGGGUGGGAGAUCUCUACCCGGGAGCCAUCCCCUUCUCCCCCAGCGGCGUCGUCAACGAGAUGGUCCAGGUGCAGGCGGACCACUACCUCGUCGCCAGGCAGGUCGCGCAGGAGGCCAUCACCCUGCUCAAGAACAACGGCAGCCUUCUGCCCAUUGCCACGUCGGCUUCGAUAAAGGUCUUUGGCACCGAUGCCAUCACGAACCCAGACGGCCCCAACGCUUGUGCCGAUCGAUCCUGCAACAAGGGCCUGCUCGGCAUCGGCUGGGGCUCGGGGACGGUUGACUACGUCUACCUCGACGAUCCCAUCACCGCGUUUAAGAAGAGAGCCAGCAACGUGACGUUCUACAACACCGACUCCUUUCCUUCCGUGCCGGCUCCAACAGCAGACGAUGUUGCUUUCGUUUUCAUCACCUCGGACUCUGGGGAGAAUCAGUAUGUCGUAGAGGGUAACAACGGUGACCGCAGCUCGUCUGGUCUCGACGCCUGGCACAACGGGAACAAGUUGGUCCAGGACGCUGCCGCAAAGUAUUCAAACGUCGUGGUCGUCAUACACUCUGUCGGACCAAUCGUCGUCGACUCGUGGAUCGAUCUUCCCAGCGUCAAGUCCGUCCUGGUUGCCCACCUCCCCGGCCAGGAGGCAGGCGAGUCCCUCGCCAACAUCGUCUUUGGUGCCGCCUCCCCCUCCGGCCACCUCCCCUACAGCAUGACCAAGAAGGAAUCCGACCUCCCAGACUCCGUGACCCAGCUCGUCGGCGGCUCCCUCGGCCAGCCCCAGGACACCUAUUCCGAGGGCCUGUACAUCGACUACCGCUACCUCAACAAGAACGGCAUCAAGCCGCGCUUCGCCUUUGGUCACGGGCUGAGCUACACCGCCUUCUCCUACACCGGCGCGACCAUCAGCUCCGCGACGGCGCUCACCGCGUCCCCGCCGGCCCGCCCCGCAAAGCAAGGGAUCCUGACGUACACCGCGCCCAUCCCCGACUGGACCGAGGGCGUCGCGCCGUCCGGCUUCAACAAGAUCUUCCGGUAUAUCUACUCCUGGUGCACCGAGUCCGAGGCCAAGGACGCCGUCGCCGCCUCCAAGACGGAGACGUAUCCCUACCCGGAGGGGUACAGCACCGCGCAGAAACCGGGCCCUCCAGCCGGCGGCGCGCAGGGCGGCAACCCGGCUCUCUUUGACGUUGUCUUUUCCGUGUCGGUGAAAGUGACCAACACGGGCAGUAAGUACUCGGGUAAAGCGUCAGCGCAGGCGUACGUGCAGUUCCCCGGCGGCGGGCCCGAGACGCCGGUGAUCCAGCUGCGCGACUUUGUCAAGACGAAGAGCCUGGCGCCGGGGGAGAGUGCUACCGUGACGCUGCAGCUGACGAGGCGGGAUUUGAGCGUGUGGGAUGUGGUCAGCCAGAACUGGGUUGUGCCGAAUCCUACCGGGCGGUACAAGAUUUGGAUCGGGGAGGCGAGUGACAAGUUGUUCUUGGCUUGUUAUACGGAUACCAAGACGUGUGAGGCUGGACUGGCUAGCCCUGUUUGA
Messenger RNA from Colletotrichum lupini, 2637 nucleotides. Its product is annotated as glycosyl hydrolase family 3 N terminal domain-containing protein. Bases 1 to 2637 code for a protein of 878 amino acids. Gene Ontology annotation, biological process: glucan catabolic process. The record is from RefSeq and is a predicted model, not a curated record. Lineage: Eukaryota; Fungi; Ascomycota; Sordariomycetes; Glomerellales; Glomerellaceae. Gene Ontology annotation, molecular function: beta-glucosidase activity. The transcript has 6 exons.